AUGGUCCUCCGAAAAUGUACCAUCUGUGACCGCAAGUUCAAAAAGACCGAGCAUUUUAAACGGCAUGAACGGUCCCAUACGAAGGAGCGCCCGUACGAAUGCAAUGUCUGCCACAAACGCUUUUCUCGCAGUGAUGUCCUAAGUCGACACGCGAAGGGACACAACCAAACCGCCGGUACAACAGCGGCGAACCGAAAAGAUUCAACAGUGGGACUGUCUCAAGAUCGACACGCUUCGGCGAUGACGGGCGCAUCACCGAUGCUCCCCGGUCUAGAACAUGGGACACCGCUGCUACCAGUCGUCGGCACAGAGACGCAUCAACUUCCUAGCCAUCCAACAACCCGCGACAUGACCCUCUCGGCAACGGGUAUUGCACCGUCAUCGUUGGACUUUUUGGCAGACAUCUCCGCCCAUCAUGGCCGCACCGAACCGGAUGUCGGCUCGAUGAUUAUCGACGAACAACAGCCUUUUUUCGGAUGGAACGAGAUGACCCCAGACCAAAACGGCGAGCGCAACAGCAUUGCUUUUGAGCCCGUUCCAAAUGAAAUGUUGCAGCUAUGGCUUGAACCUCGCACGGAUACAGGAUCCAAUCACGGCUCUCUAGAUAUCAUGCGAGAUGCUCAUUUUCCAAUCAUGGGUGACAAUGCAGUAGUCACACCAGACCAGCAGAAUCGGCAGUCAAUCGAUGGUGGCCGAUCGGGCGGUGAUAAUAUCCCCAUUGAACGCUUUAUCAAGGUCCAACGGUGUUGGCUAGCUCCCCCCAAUACCACAGGUCGGCUCAUGAACAGCCUAUGGCGGGACAUUGUCUACACUGACGUGGACAAUAUUUUCUCCUUAAAAUCAUUAGAUUCUCCGGUCGAAUCCAAUUUGCUUCAAGGGUCAAGAUGCGGAGUAGAUGAUGAGUGUCGUCGGCGAUUACAGGCGGCAUUUGGUCAAGCUACGUUCACCUAUCAACAAAUGCAGUCGCCAAAAAACAACGCUGUUUCUCCUUCCGCUACCAGUUCGACUUCCAACCCUUUCCCCAGCUUUCCUCCUGCGGAAGUCCUAGAUAUGGCGCUAGAUCUCUACUUCCGCACAUUUCAUCCCUUGGUACCAUUUGUACAUCUCCCGACUUUUGCUGCCAAAAAGACGCGUCUACCACUUCUCUAUGUGAUGUGCCUCAUUGGCAUGAUGUUGCUGGGGACUAAAGGAACAGCAAAUUUUGUCUCGAGAAACUUCACGCAUAUGUUAGAAAAAGUUACCUCAGACCUCGCCAAAUGUACGAUGGGGGUUGAGUCCCCAGCAAACACCAUGUCUAUUUUUGCAACAGCCUUUUUGUUUCUGAACUUGGCUGUUCUCACAGGGGAAAAGGGACAUCUAGAGCAAUGCCAAAUGCUCUAUGUCAAUCUUAUGUCAAUAACUCAACGGCAUGGACUCUUUGCAGCGACUGAAGGUCAAAUUCUUGAUAUGAGUCUUUUCGAAGCAGUGCCUGAUAUUGACAUGAGGUGGAAGGCAUGGAGCAAAGUCGAAUCCACCAAAAGGAUCAUCAUUGGACUGCUUCUUCUAGACUCAUGGUAUUCCUCUCUUCUUUCAACAAGCCCAAUCGUGGUCCCCGACUCGAUCCAGAUGAUCGUGCCCUGCAAUGAAGCUCUUUUCCGAGCCCACUCCUCGAUGCGCUGGACUCAGCUUAUCCGCAGCGGCAAACGCAUAUUGAUGCCAACGGUGCUGGCGCCGUCAGAAAACAUUAAUAUUCCCGCCCUCGAGGGGCCUAUGGACGAGUUUUGUAUCCAAGCUGUUCUUGCAAUGGUUCAGCUCCGCCAGUCGGAAGCCUAUCACCGCCUUCUUUCAAACCGCGCAAGCUAUCCCUUUGCACCUUGCCAUACCUACGCCAUGGAUGGACGUGCCAGGUGUCUUCCUGCUCUCCAAUCUCAGAUUGCAGGCAGCUAUGGUGAAACUAUGGACCGGCUCAAUCCCAAUGCUGUGGUCAUGUGGCAUCACAUGUGCAUGAUGCUCACCGCCGACAUCCAAAUCUUCGACUUUGCCGCUGGUCGAGCCGGGCCGGUCCCGGCUAGAAAGGCGCUAGAUGAUAUUGCCGAGUGGUCACAGACACCGGCCGCAAGACGAGCUUGUCUACAUGCAGCCCAUAUAUACAAGGCCAUGACAAAUCGCAAAGCCUCUGACGGCCCUACCUUCCACUCUGUCUUCUCCCUCUUCUCUGCAGCCCUAGUCCUUGGGUUGUAUACAUUUAUGGUUCCUAAUUCUGCAAGCAUAACGUCCAGCGUCGGAUCCAUCGAAUUAAUGGACGAUAUCGACUGGCAACAGGUGGGCACGGAGGGCUUCACGAGCUUUAUGGAGCCGCGCGGAAGCCAGUCAUUUUCACCAACAGAUGACCCAGCUGUGAACUUUAUCCGAAACGGGGCAUCCAUAUACCUACGCGGGGUACCUUUCCAAGGCGGGUAUCAAUCCGCGCGUCGGGUUCUUCUAGAUUAUGCCAAUCUGCUCAAAGAUUCGGGGAAGUGGAGUGUCAAGAAGUUCUCGUAUGUGUUGCAUAUCAUGAGUGACGUGCUUAUGGACGUGGAGUGA
This is a messenger RNA of Penicillium macrosclerotiorum, 2562 nucleotides long. RefSeq lists its product as uncharacterized. Lineage: Eukaryota; Fungi; Ascomycota; Eurotiomycetes; Eurotiales; Aspergillaceae. The transcript is spliced from 7 exons. The coding region runs from base 1 to 2562 and encodes 853 amino acids. Gene Ontology annotation, biological process: DNA-templated transcription; regulation of transcription by RNA polymerase II. Gene Ontology annotation, cellular component: chromatin. The record is from RefSeq and is a predicted model, not a curated record. Gene Ontology annotation, molecular function: zinc ion binding; DNA-binding transcription factor activity, RNA polymerase II-specific; RNA polymerase II cis-regulatory region sequence-specific DNA binding.